This is a messenger RNA of Trametes versicolor FP-101664 SS1, 1872 nucleotides long. RefSeq names its product aryl-alcohol-oxidase from pleurotus Eryingii. The record is from RefSeq and is a predicted model, not a curated record. Bases 1 to 1872 code for a protein of 623 amino acids. Gene Ontology annotation, molecular function: oxidoreductase activity, acting on CH-OH group of donors; flavin adenine dinucleotide binding. Lineage: Eukaryota; Fungi; Basidiomycota; Agaricomycetes; Polyporales; Polyporaceae. The transcript has 9 exons.
AUGGGUUCCAAGCGUAGCCCAACAAACCUCCUCACGCUCACUCUCACUUUGUUCGCGGCUGCGGUACUACCCCACGCCCGCGCUGCACUCUUCACAGACCCAUCGGCGCUCCCCCAGUACAAGGCGUAUGACUACAUCAUCGUCGGCGCAGGCCCUAGCGGCAGCGUGCUGGCGAGCCGACUGACGGAGAACGCGCACACGAACGUCCUUCUCAUUGAGGCCGGCCCCAACGAUGCGGGCGAGUUCGAUCUCGAGGUCCCGCUGCUCGCGUCGCAGCUGCAGCCCAACACGGCGUUCGACUGGAACUACACAACUGUCGCCCAAUCUGGGCUCGAUGGACGCACUGUUCCCUACCCGCGUGGUCGUGUACUUGGUGGGGGCACUAGCAUCAGCAAGUAUCCAUCCCUUACGACGUCUAACUUCAUGAUCUACACUCGUGGCUCGAAGGACGACUUCGACAACUACGCCGCACUGACUGGUGACGAGGGCUGGUCGUGGAACGCGCUGCAGCCAUAUUUCAAGAAGCUCGAGCACUUGGUCCCUCCCGCCGACGGACACGACACGACCGGGGAGGUCCUUCCGAGCAUCCACGGAACAUCCGGACCCCUCAAUAUCAGUCUCCCUGGGGCGCCGCUCCCUUCAGACUCGCGUGUUAUACAGACCACACAGGAGUUGAGCAGCGAGUUCCCUUUCAACGAGGACAUGAGCUCCGGCAACCCACUCGGCAUCGGUUGGAUGCAGGGCACGUUCGGGGGCGGAGCGCGUGUGAGCGCGUCCGUGGCGUACCUCCAGCCGGUGCUAGGUCGCAGCAACCUGGAUGUGCUCGUCGACACCACCGUGACCAAGCUCACUCAGACGGGAACGAAGGACGGCGAGCCCGUAUUCCGCGGCGUGCAGUUCGCGCAAUCGAGCAGCGCACCUAAAUUCGCUCUCAACGCAACCCAAGAAGUCAUCCUCGCCGCCGGGUCCGUCAACACGCCCCAGCUGCUCAUGCUCUCCGGCAUCGGGCCCGCCAAAGCCCUGAAGGCGCUCGGCAUCAAGCCCAUCCUCGACCUCCCCGACGUCGGCCAGCAUCUCGCGGACCACCCGUUCCUCACGAACCAGUUCGGGGUGGCAGACAGCAGCGACGACCUGAUUGACAACGUCUCCCGUAACGGGACGUUCGCAGGCGCGCUCGUCGGCGAGUGGCUCGCUGCGAAGCAGGGUGCCAUGACUGUUGGGGGGCAAAGCCAGCUUGGGUGGCUCCGCAUCCCCGCGAAUGACAGCGCGUUCAAGGGCACGUCUGACCCUAGCGCAGGCCCGCUCUCGCCGCAUUACGAGUUUCUGUUCGCGCCCGGCUUCGUAUCAUCUGGCGGUACACCUGCCCCAACCACCGGCUUCUUCAAUACCUUCUUCACAGCUCUGGUCACGCCCACCUCCCGCGGAACGGUCACCCUCGCCUCCACCGACCCCUUCGCAGCCCCCAUAGUCGACCCGAACUUCCUCAGCACGCCCUUCGACAUUGCCGCGAUGCGCCACGCCGUGCGCUCCAUCGUGCGCUUCGCCUCCGCCCCCGCCUGGAGCGACUUCCUCACGGGCCCCGCGGCAGACUUCGCGGACGUCGACAUUGACGACGACGAUUCGGUCGACGCGUGGGCGCGCGCGCAGGCGAGCACGAUCUGGCACCCCGUCGGGACCGCGCGCAUGGGGAAGUGCGGGGACGCGGGGGCGGUCGUGAACCCGGACUUGACGGUCCAGGGCGCGCGGGGGCUGCGGAUCGUGGAUGCGAGUGUUCUGCCCCUCAUCCCGGCGGCGCAUCCCCAAGCUGCGAUAUACGCGUUCGCGGAGCGAGUCGCCGACCUGAUCAAGAACGGGACGAGCUCCUGUGAGUGA